Cydia strobilella is the source of this 1314-nucleotide messenger RNA. It is a transcript of the gene Clp, whose product is annotated as cleavage and polyadenylation specificity factor subunit 4. The record is from RefSeq and is a predicted model, not a curated record. NCBI's taxonomy places the organism in Eukaryota, Metazoa, Arthropoda, Insecta, Lepidoptera, Tortricidae. The transcript is spliced from 4 exons. Gene Ontology annotation, molecular function: zinc ion binding; RNA binding. The coding region runs from base 93 to 998 and encodes 301 amino acids.
UCAAGCUGGUCAAUGUCAACGCUGCAUCGGUGUGCACUGCAAGCAAUUUAUUGCAGUUUUCUUUAUAAAUAGUCUCAAUUUUAGCAUUUCAAAUGGAGGUCCUACUCGCUAACGUAGAUCAUAUCAAAUUCGAUAUAGAUUUUGCAUUAGACGAGCAAUAUGGAGCUUUACCGUUGCCGUUUCCCGGAAUGGACAAGUCCACGGCAGCAGUAUGCGAAUUUUACAGUCAACCUAAUGGAUGUACAAAUGGACCUCAAUGUCCUUACAGACACGUCCGCGGCGACCGCACGGUGGUUUGCAAGCAUUGGCUGCGCGGCCUGUGCAAGAAGGGUGACCAGUGCGAGUUCCUUCACGAGUAUGAUAUGUCCAAAAUGCCGGAGUGCUACUUCUACGCCCGUUUCAAUGCCUGUCACAAUAAGGAGUGCCCGUUUCUUCAUAUAGACCCGGAGAGCAAGAUCAAAGACUGUCCCUGGUACGACCGCGGUUUCUGCCGGCACGGGCCGCACUGCCGGCACCGCCACGUGCGCCGCGUGCUGUGCACCAACUACCUAGCCGGGAUGUGCCCUGAAGGGCCCUCCUGCAAGUACAUGCACCCGCGCUUCGAGUUACCUGCGCCGCCGGAACAAACUAAGGAUGCUAAGCGGUUGCCUGUUUGUCAUUAUUGUUCUGAAGUCGGACAUAAGGCGUCGUCGUGUAAUAAGAUACCGGCAGAGCAACGCGAAGCAGCCCAACGCCAAGAAGAAGCCCGGUACCGAGCGCUCGGCUACAUCAAGCCGGCCAACGAAAAUGAGAACUCCGAGAGCCCUCGCACUCAGCGCAUGAUGCACAAGCCGCUUGAGGAAGUCACCUGCUUUAAGUGCGGCACGAAAGGACAUUAUGCCAACCGGUGCCCAAAGGGGCAUCUCGCUUUUCUGUCGAGUCAGAAUCAGAAUCAGCAGAAUCAGCAGAACCAAAACCAGUGGCUAAGGGACAAACAGCAGCAGCAGCAGCAGCAGUGAUAGUGUUUAGUUUUAGUUUUGAUUAAGUGACAUGGAGAGUAUGGUUAAGUUGGUCUUCACAUAAAGCCCGCUCCAGACUACGCGGCGCGAAGCCGCGAACGCGAGUGUGGAGUAGAUUUCGCUGAUUAGCGAACUAGACUCCACAGUCGCGUUCGCGGCUUCGCGCCGUGAUUCGCGCAUGAGUGUGGAGGGCUCUUUAAAUGCGCUGCUCCCGUAUGUGAGCGAGACACCGCUAUGAAUGGCCGUAGUGCUGUCUCGCUCUCACAUGAAGCACCGUGCGGAUUCGCAUAAGUGUGAUAACUAACUGCAUAAUGUA